This is a messenger RNA of Monoraphidium neglectum, 1140 nucleotides long. RefSeq lists its product as hypothetical. The coding region runs from base 1 to 1140 and encodes 379 amino acids. Lineage: Eukaryota; Viridiplantae; Chlorophyta; Chlorophyceae; Sphaeropleales; Selenastraceae. The transcript is spliced from 17 exons. The record is from RefSeq and is a predicted model, not a curated record.
AUGAAAAUUCAUUAUCAGGCAACUGAUAAGAUCGAGAAGACGUCGGAUGUGGAGAGCGUCCGGGCCACGCGCAAACAUGACUACCUGCAGAAGCAGGUUGAGAUCCUCAAUGCGUCCAAGCAAGCAGCCAAGAAUAACGCUGCGCGGACGACGUUGUGGAACAAGCGCUUGGAGCAGAACGUGGUGGCCAGCCUGAGGGCCAAGAACGACGUGGCGCAGCCGGAGCUGGACGCGUCGCAGGAAGUGGUGCAGCUGCACAGCCUGCAGGCCAGCCAGGCCAGCCACACGGUGGCUGAGCGGGAGCGCGACGAGGCGCGCGACGAGCUGCUGGAGACGCUGCGCGGCGCUUACCAGCAGAGCCAGGAGGCCCUGGCGGAGACAAGGAGCUCGCUCAAGGAGAAGGCCGCACAGGAGGCGGCGCUGCAGCGCAGCCACGCAGCCGCGACCAACGAGCUCAAGAACCGGCUCGCCGCUUCCGAGGCCGACGCUGCGCGCGCCAACGACGACCUGCUGCGGGCGCGGCGGGAUUAUGAGGAGAUUGUUGUGGCUAUGCAGCAGGACCUGUCAUGCGUGCAGGAGAGCUGCGAGGCGGCGAUGCAGCAGCGGGACGCGGCCCGCGGCGAGGUGGCGCAGCUGCACGGCACCAGGCUCGAGCGCGCCAAGGAGGCUGCGGACGGCAGGGCCGCGCGCGCCAGGGAGGACACCGUCAAUGCGCAGGAGGCCCUGGCGCGGGUUAUGCGUGACACCUCUGACCGGCUGGGGGCGCUCAGGCGCGAGCUGGCCUCUGAGAAGGCCGCCCGCAACGGCCUGGAGGCAAAGCUGGAGGAGGCGGAGAAGGCGCGCGCCACGGCCGAAGGGGUGUCCAGCAUCGCGCUGGACCUGCAUGCCUGCCUGCUGGCGGAGGUGGUGCGCACGCGGGACGCCGCGGCCUGCGCGCUGGCGCACCAGAGUGCCGCCGCCGAACACAACAUUUGGCUGCUGGCCUGCCUGGACCAGAGCCAGGCGGAGCGGGCAACCUACAUGCGUGUGCGCGACCAGGCGCGGGCCGAGCUGGAGGAGGUGAAGGCCAACUCGGGCCGGGCGGCCGACGCCGACUCGAACUUCAGCUUCUGGCCGCAGCGGGGCGCCCGCCGCUGCUGA